Messenger RNA from Triplophysa rosa, 1355 nucleotides. RefSeq lists its product as uncharacterized. The transcript is spliced from 3 exons. Gene Ontology annotation, cellular component: membrane. Gene Ontology annotation, biological process: immune response. NCBI's taxonomy places the organism in Eukaryota, Metazoa, Chordata, Actinopteri, Cypriniformes, Nemacheilidae. The record is from RefSeq and is a predicted model, not a curated record. Bases 89 to 778 code for a protein of 229 amino acids. Gene Ontology annotation, molecular function: tumor necrosis factor receptor binding.
UGAGAUGUAAUGGGCGUUAUAAAUACCGGGAUUCCACAAGAAACGGUACUUCAGCCUUUAAUCGUUUCAUUGGUCAUAGCACGAGCAGAUGACUCGCCAGGAAACCCUCGACUUUGCCAUGGAGCAGGGACUCAUGGUGCAAGCUUUGCUGGAACACUGUCAUAACACGAAGCGACAGGAGACACGACUGCGCUUGGCCACGGCAUUCCUUAUAGCAGCUUUCCUCGCAACAUUGGUGUGGGUACAAUUUCAUCAACUGAAAACGGAUGCAUUUUCAGGUGCCCGAGUGGAAGCUUUGACAACUGAUGAAGGAUCACACAGAAGAUGUUCUGCUUACCUGAAAACUGACCCAAACAAGAAUGCUUGUUCUCAACAGCAAACCAAGGAACAGCUCAUACAUUGGAGCCAGAUGAGUUAUGGACUUGACCACCAACGUUUCAAUUUGACAGACAGCUCUGUCCUUCAUGUCUUCACAAAGGGCUUCUACCUGAUCAAUCUGAGGAUCUCAUACCGUAUAGCUCGUCAUACAUGUCAGCAUACGCACAGACCAAUUUUAGAAGUCAAAGUCACACAGCAGCAUAGCAAUUAUAAAGAGGAGAGAGAUGUUAUAACUGCUGUGGAGAGCAUGCCUUGUAUUCUGUAUUGGCAGCAGUCAGUCACUUUGAACAGAGUAGUCAUGCUAGAAGAUGACACUGAUCUCAGGGUGAAAAUUAACUCCAAUACGUGCAAAUAUGUCAAUUGGUAUGCGAACGGCGAUUUGGAGGUUACUUACUUUUAGCCUUGGCUGUUAUUAGCUGCUUAAAACUUUGCAAUGGCAUUUAUUUUUAUAGACAAUAAACGUAACUUAAACUUUGCAAUGGCAUUUAUUUUUAUAGACAAUAAACGUAACUUAUUUUUAUUAAAUUGGAAUGUUGUUAAAGGGUUGACUUAACCACAAUAUCGUAAUUUUUAUUAAAUAACAUGACUGCAUAUUUGUAGAUUAUCCAGAGAUAAAAGAGUAUUGAAAAGUGAGAAAAUCACUAUUAUUUAUGGGUCAGAUUGCACCACAAUAUUGGUAGCUGUAGAAUUGUUUUAUUUUAAAACUUUUUUGUGCAUUGGGUGUAUUCAUUAAAGACGAUUUGAAUGACAUUCAUUUGAUUUAAAAAAACAGAGCUAUAAUUUUUACUUUAAGGAUGGCUUAAAGAAAGUAUGAAGGGCAAUUCCAACGUUAUGGACGUGACAUUUUGCGUUAUGGACGUGACAUAAAAAUGCUCAGAGAAUGAAUUUGUUACAAAUAUAUUGAACCAUCUGUUUAUAUUUUACUAAACCCUUGUUGAUAGAGUCUAAACAUAAAAAAUGUCAGUCUAUGAACAAAU